Messenger RNA from Ostrinia furnacalis (Asian corn borer), 1093 nucleotides. RefSeq lists its product as uncharacterized. NCBI's taxonomy places the organism in Eukaryota, Metazoa, Arthropoda, Insecta, Lepidoptera, Crambidae. The record is from RefSeq and is a predicted model, not a curated record. Bases 20 to 1093 code for a protein of 357 amino acids. The transcript has 2 exons.
CUCACUUCCGGAACAUGACAUGGCUACUUGUCCAUUCUCUAAAAUCAUUGAAGACAUUUUCAAAGUAAAAAACACUAGUAAAAGUGGACUAUUCGUCAAAGACGCUGAAAGAGCUAAGAUAUUCCUUAAUUCUAUAGCUAAUUUCACUGACAGUGAGAAAAGCGGUAACUUAACUAAUCAAGAUGAUUUAGUUAACAAAAUUAUCGAUUCAAUUAAUACAAUAAAAUAUAAUAUUAGUAAUAGUAAGAAUGGAGAAACCGAUGAGGCUAUUAUUCUAAAUGUAUCUAAAAAGAAUUCAAACAAUAUUACAAGUGAGAACCUUACACAGAAAGUACAUGAUAAUGUUGCAACCACAGUACAAAUCAAAAGUGGCAUAGAAGAAAAGAAAGACGCAAGUAAAUAUAAUGUUACAAAUAAAAUUAAAACUACAAAAAGACCAAUUAUAAAACCUAACCCUACGACUGAAAAGGUGAAUUAUGUGGAAAUAUUAACAAUUGAGCCAAAUAAUACGAGUGUAACAAAUAACACGUCAUCACAUAACAUCAUAGAUGUUUUGAAGCAACUCAUGCCUAUGUUUAAUAGCACUUUGACAAAGGAGUUACAUAAUAUUACAAUAAUCGAAAGAAAUCAUCUUAAGAAUCAUUCUUUUACUGCUACUAAAAACGUCUCUACUAUAAUAGUAACUUACUGUGAUAAGGAGAAUUUGACUAGAGCUAAUGUUUCAAUUAAUAAUGACUCUAUAAAGGAAACCGACUUGAAAGUGGAUGGAAACGACUAUGAUUACUAUAAUGCUGAAAGUACUAAUGAUGAUGAUGAUGUCAACUAUUAUGAUGAUGAUAAACCUGACGCCAAUUUGACAAGAGGCGAGAAGAAGGACAUUUUAGAAGCAGCGGAGUACGGCAUGCAGAAAAUGCACGAGCUGUACAGCAUAUUGGAGCCGAAGCUGUAUUCAAUGGGUCUGUGGCUAGACGACACCAACCCGGCCAGAUACGUGGCGGCCUUCAACGCGCCCUCAGAGGAUGCUGACAGAUUCUCCCGCUACGGGUACGCCACCCUGCAAGCCGCCACCAGGCUGAAGCAGCUUUCCAAGUAA